AUGUCGUCCAUCUUAAACCGGAAGUUAUUACUCGCCUAUAUGUGUCUUUGGUACGCUAGACAGAUGACCAAUCCGGAUCAACUUCCGGUCGGUCACGUGAGAAACGGCGGCGUCGGCGCGUUCUCUAUUUCGAGUAAUGGCGACGUAAAUAAAGCAUCGAUGACGCCCAGCGAUGACGAUAUUAGCAGCAAUGGUGGUGGCGACAAAGACGACGACGAUGCCGAUAAUAAUGCUGAUAGCAAUGGUAAAAAUGAUGAAAAUGAAGAUGGUGAUGAAGAAGAAGAUGAAGAAGAAGAAGAAGAAGACGCAGUGGAUGAUGAAUCUGAAAAAUUAUUUAACGAGAAAGUCGUCGUGAUAAAUUGGCAUGGCACAAGACAACAAAACGUAAAAACGAAUAUAACCAGCAGCAACAACAACAGCAACAACAUCAACAACAACUACUACUACAACAACAGCAGCAGCAGAAGCAACAACAACAACUACAAAAACAACAACAACAGCAGCAACAACAACGAGAAGACUCAUAAGAGUAGCAAUAAUACAAAUAACACAAAUAUUAAUAAAAAUAAUAAUAAUAAUGAUAAUAACAAUAACAACAAUAAAAACCAGAGUGCCAAAGCAAAUAAAAAAAAUUAUAAAUACCAUACUGACGCAAAGGUUGCUCGUGUACAUAUUUACAAAUGCAACCACACCAACAACAAAAGCAGUAACAACUGCAACAACAACAACAACAACUAUAACACUAGUAAUAACAAUAAUAGUAAUAGCAUGAACAACAACAAUAGUAUCAGCAACAGCAUUUUCAACUUUAUCCACACCAGCAACAUCAUAACUAGAAAACUCACCCGCAACAUAAACCACAUAGCAAACAACAACAAAACGGACAAGGGCAAUUUUAAAGUUAGCGUCAACCAUAUUAUCGUUCAUUACAACAUAGGCAAAGAUAUAAAAAACAAAGAUAUCAUCAUUAACAAUAACAACAACAACAACAACCACAACAACAACAGCAGCAACAACAACAACAACAACGAGAACAACAACAACAACAAACACGUCUACAACAACGUUAAAACAAUAAUCAACAACAACAACAACAACAAACCCGUCUACAACAACGUUAAAACAAUAAUCAACAACAACAACUACAGCAAAAACAACAACAACAUUAACAACAUUAAUAAUAACAACAUCAACAACAAUAAAGAUGACGGUGAAGACGAGAACGAUGACGACAAACGCAAACUCGACCAAAUAAGAUUUAGAUUUCUGAAUCAACAAUCCAAGAAGGACAACAACAACAACAACAAACAACAACAACAACAAUCUUCAUACUACUAUCCAUCAUUUGUGCAACAACAACAACAACAAAAUAACAAACAACAACAACAAGAUAUGACGUCAUCGUGGCGUUUUGUUAUCGAUGAGUUUACAGGAAUCAUUAGAACAGGCGCCAGAAUUGAUAGGGAAUCAAUUUGCUCAACGAAAUCUUUCAGCAUCAACAACGACAACAACAACAACAGCAACAACAACAGCAACAACAACAGCAACAACAACAGCAACAACAACAGCAACAACAACAGCAACGGUGGUAGCAGCAACAGCUUUCUCGAUCGAUACUACAGUGAUUUUGAUAACGACUACAGCCCCUGUCGCAUCUGGAUCUACGUGGCCAUCCUCCCGAUGAGCCACUUUCGGCUGAUAAAAAUAGCCAUUGACGUUAGUGACGUCAACGACAAUGACCCCACAUUUGACCCAUCCACCAUUGACCUUCGCAUCGGGGAGGGGGCAACAGCGGGUUCGACCUUUAACCUUCACGCGGCACGUGAUGAUGACGAUGCCGGAGAUGGAGGGGGGUUGUUCGGUGUGGCCAGAUAUGCCCUCGUUGAAAUCCUCGAAUGUGUCCGUGAGAGCCUGGGCUUGUUAUGUAGGCGUAAAAUAAGGCAAACUGUAGAAAAGAAGAGUGAAGAAGUGAUGAAAGUUGGAAAAGUCGAAGUGGAAAAUAGGAAAAAGAGUGACAUUUCCAUGAAGAUGAUGAAAGUUCGUGUUAGAAAAAAAGAAGGGAACAAUUGGGAAGGACAAAAAUUCGUGUAA
This is a messenger RNA of Helobdella robusta, 2091 nucleotides long. RefSeq lists its product as hypothetical. NCBI's taxonomy places the organism in Eukaryota, Metazoa, Annelida, Clitellata, Rhynchobdellida, Glossiphoniidae. The transcript has 4 exons. The coding region runs from base 1 to 2091 and encodes 696 amino acids. Gene Ontology annotation, molecular function: calcium ion binding. The record is from RefSeq and is a predicted model, not a curated record. Gene Ontology annotation, biological process: homophilic cell-cell adhesion. Gene Ontology annotation, cellular component: plasma membrane.